Molecule: messenger RNA, 3817 nt
Organism: Paramuricea clavata
Lineage: Eukaryota; Metazoa; Cnidaria; Anthozoa; Malacalcyonacea; Plexauridae
Source: the annotation of a GenBank genome assembly
UUCGAGUUUGGUUGAAGCACAGCCACAGUUUAUACAGGUUUUAAGGUAGGAACUUUACAACUUUUUUAUUGUAUAGCACAUAUAUGUUUUUUAUUAUAUGUCAUUUUGGUAUAGGAAAGGAUGGAAUGAUUUUUUUCUAGAAAGGGAUAAAUAAAAAAGUGCGCCAUUUCUGGUGACAGAAUAACAGUUUUGUAGUUAAUCGAACUUGGGCGAUAUUAAGAAAAAUGAGAGUUGGGCGAUAUUAAGAAAAAUGGGGAUAAAUGCCAUAAAAACAACAAUGAGAAGACAGUUCGAUGUUUCCAGCGAACGCCCUUCGUUAACCCACUGCUAAUUUACCGACCAAGGGUCUUCGCUCAAAACGUCGAAGUUCUCCUUGUGUAUAUGUCGAAGUUUUCCUAGUUGUAUCUCUAUCAAUCCAAAUCUUCCUAGAGAAUAAUUUAACGUAUAAAUCCAGCUUCCAUACUCAAACGGUAGAAAUUUUCUGUCAAAUAGAAACGUCAUAAAUCGAAAGGGAGCGAAGCAAAACUUAGAUUGUACGUGAUUAUUAAUUCAUGCGCGUCGAAAUUUAUUCUAGAAAAGUUUCGCAACAUGCGCAAUCAGGACUAGAAUCGUUUGGACAAUUCACAAACAUUGCCGCUUCUUAAUUUAUAGCUCUUCAGCUACCUCCUCCGCAGGCGCUUAGGGAGCAUUUCGGGCAGGUUCGGAAAAUAAAUUUCACGCCCGCAAAUUAUUCCCGCCUGCAUCGAAAGGCCUGCGGAGGAGGUAGGCUCUUCAGUUUUACAUAUAUGGUCCUUACUUUAAACCAAUGCCAAAUGUUAUAUUUUUACCAAAAUAAGAAAUGUCCAUCAUAUUGAGAUGCGACAUUGCAUGAAAUACGUCUCAUUCAAUAGUGCAUGAGAAAUCAGGCUGAAUUGAUUUUUAACUGCAUGGUCCUUAUUUCACAAUUGUUCUUGCAUGGUUUAGUGUUUAAUUUUUUCCCCUAGUGAGUAGUGAGCUGUUGAGCCUGCAAGAUAUUAUAAGUUGACGAUAAAAUAAGUUGACGUUUUGAACAUUAAUUUCCCAAAUGUAUCCCAUUCGCAAUAGUAUUAAAUAAUAUUUCUCUGUUUAAAAUACAAAACGUUUUUAGGAACCAGUCUUACUUGUCAGCGUGAAGAGGUUUUUGUGUUUUGGAUGCUUAAUUUCAAGCUGGUGGAUCUUAACCCACUGGUUUUUUCCGCGGGUUUUUACUGUAUUUGUUAAGUUUUAAAAAUAACAUUUGUGUCCAAAUGAAUUUUGGCCUUGAUUGUUCAUACUUGAUUGUUCAUAUAUAUUGUGAUACAGAAUAUAGAGACCGACUCCUUGCAACCAGUUUGCUCCCUCUCAGCUACUGGCACGAAUACCUGGAUGUAGUAUUCUUCUAUAAGGCAAAUCACGACAUUUUUAAUAUUGAUAAAAAAAAUUCUUCCAUUUCCUCAACCUCAGGGUCAAAGACAGACAAGAUCAUUUAAUCCCAACUCGCACAAAUAUAAAAUUCCGACAUACAAGACGUCAACCUAUGAAAAAUCUUACAAAAUCCGAACAUCAAGAAUAUGGAACAUACUACCCAAUUAUAUUACAUCCAAAGACCUAACAUUUUCAGAAUUCAAGAAUCUUCUUUUUAAGUACUAUAUUUUAGCAUUAGAAAAUACAUACGAUGUUGAGGAUCCCCGGACAUGGAAAAGUGUGUGUAUAAAAUGUAAUUCCGCUCGAAGUUUAAUGAACUCUCCACUGACAUGCUGCUUUUAGACAAAUGUAAUGACUGUUGUUCAAGUAUUGUCUGUUGUGUGUGUUUAGUAUACCUUGUAAAUUGUUUCUGUAUAACUAUUGGGGCCGCUGUAAUUGGCAAUAGCUGUUGUGGUUUCCCAGCCAAUGAAUGUAUAAGUAUGAUGGCAAAGUAAAUAAAUAAAUAAAUAAAUAAUACUGCAGGAAUUUUUGCACUUGUGUUGAUGUAGAAGUCAUUAACCAUCAGUUUAAUGCAAUAGAACACUUGUCUUAAGGAUGUAAUUUUUUGAAGAUAAAAACACUUAAUAACGUAUCGAGUAUUGGUGAUUACCAUUCCCCAAUAGCACGCAAAAAUGUUCCCAGAAUUUCAGCAUUUCAAGGGAGUAGAGGUAUACACCUUCUUGAUAGUGUACGUGAAUAAUCGCGAAAUAAUAUUCAAGUAUAUGAAUUUAGAAUUUUACUUAAUUGUAUUUAGAUAAUUGACCUACGAAAUGCCUGCAGUUUUCACCAAACCCACAGAACUGGAACUUGUUUCUCUACAAAGAGAGCCAAUAAAAAAGUUCUCGGACAUGAAAGCGGGCGAUCAUCUGGUUAGACAUAGUUCCCUCCUUGGUAAACAUUACCUCCAUCAUUUUCUUUGCACCGGAGUGAAAAGCGAUGGUCAACCAACGAUUAUCCAUUAUCAUAAUACACGUUCCAACGGAAGCAGUAGAAGUAUCUUAGCUUCCCUGUCUGGCUGGGGUUGCUCUGGCGGGAAACUUGCUAGCAUAAAAGAAAUUACCUUGCCGCACAAGGACUUUAUUAAAAAUGAAAGCGAAUUACAAAAAAAAGGAGUUGAAGUCGAAAGAGUUGUCUGGCCAGAUGAACUGAAAUUCUAUCCCGACCAAGAGGUCGUUAAAAGAGCCAGGGAAAGGUUAGGUGAAGAGGACUACGAUUUGGAAACAAAUAAUUGCGAAUCUUUUAUUAUGUGGUGUAAAUGUGGCAUGAAUAUUAGCUUGCAGUCUGCUUCACCAUCGGUAAGGAUCCCGUCAGAAGUCUUGAAAGGCCUUAUUAUGGCGGUUUUUCAACUUUGUGGCAACAUUCUGAAAAUCACUGUGGACAUUGUUGAGCAAGCGUUGGGACGUUCUUGUCUGGGGAAUGCGAUAGCAAAGUAUGGCACUGAAAGCUUGUCAGUGAUAGGGUGUACUGUUGGAUUGGUAUUUGCACUGGUAAUCGAUGUUGCUUCCUUAGUGUACGAUAUUCGACAAGCAAAACAGAAGUGGAGAAAAGGACUAUUGAUUGAGACGAAAGAAGAGUUUAUCAAGGAAGUUGUUGGUUUGGUAAUUACAAGUUCGUUUAGAUCUAUUGGAAGUGUCGCAGGAAUGUUUUUUGGUCAGAUGUUCAUACCUGUUCCUGUUGGCGGUGCAAUAAUCGGGACAUUUAUUGGAAGCGGUCUUGGCUUUGGGUUGGGGAAAUUCGUCUCGUGGUUAUGUUCAAAGCGUAUUGCUUCUGCUUUGGAAAAGCGCUGCUCCUCAUAUCAUCCAAACCUGGGCGCUUUCAUACAGUGGAGGGAAGUAGGCUGUCAGGUGGGCGGUGGAGUCCACAGAAGAUUGGUAAUGAGAGUAGCGCAGUGAACUCUAUAAUUAUAAUACAAUAUAAUAUUAUAAUAGAAUUCACUGGAGUAAAUACAUAAACACAAUAUAAUGUUAUAGUAGAGUUGACUGGAGUGUAAUGUAUCCAGAUGCUGCAAAGCAUAUUGGGAUUAAUUAUAUAUGGUCUUCGUUAAGAAAACAAACCUGAAUAGCUAUAAUUAUUGUUGAUAUUGAUGUCGUUUAAACUUAUUAAUGUUAACAAGUUUAUUAUUAACUUUCUCUCAGUAGAAAGGGAGAUGUAAUGUUGCAGAUGCUGCAAAGCAUCUUGGGAUUAAUUAUAUGUGGUCCUCGUUACAUAACAUAGUGUGUGACAAAUAAAACAUAACAGAGUAGCGACGUUCAUCUAAAUUUCGUUUUAAUUAUGGUGUUUGAAGAACAAAUAUCUUCCUUUGUCAUGAAGUCAAAUUUAGUAUUGAACUUUGACACCAAUAUUAUGUUAAUAUAUA